AUGGCUGAUCUCCCCUACAGAAGGCUGCUGCAUCAAAUGCUGGAGAGCACAGACAGUCAUGUUUCGAAUUCAUCCACAACCAACACCCCACGCGGUAAGGAUCGACCCAGGAAACGUCCUCAUCCCAUCGCAGGACAAUUCACUUUCGUUCCUCCCAUCGUGGUUUAUUCAACUCCUCCGGAAGCUCUAGAGCCCAACGCCGUCGAACCGCUUUCAAGCUCCAAGAAGCGCAAGAUCAGCCAUUGCAACGCGUCGAAGGGCUCUCCUGCAUCCCCAGCUCCUUUCCGGUGCUUUAUUCCUCCAGUAUCGCCGGGCUCCCCAGAUCUGGAAGCCGAGCGUCAAAGACGCAUUGAUUAUCCCUUAGAUCCACAAACACCAUCCACUGCCUCAAACAACACCCCUGCGAUCACCUGCACUUCUUCUCCAUCCAUCAGUUUAGACCCGACGCCCCAAGACCCUAGCAAUCUCAUCUCUGCGCAUUUACCGGGCCCAAUCGGGCGUUUCAAGCAUCUUUCCAAAGAGGAGAAGAUGCAAGUUCUGAGCAGUUUAUGUGUCAUCGGCGGGAUCAACCCUCUUGAUAUCCCGCCACCUCCGGUAUCCGAGAAGGUUCCCUCUACCUCCACCUAUCCCACCGGACUGCUCCAGGAGAAAAGUGAACUACUUUUCGUGGUUAUACGCGCGGAUAUCAGCGGGGAAGUACCAUCGCCAGAGAUUUCAGAAGAUAUGCGCCCAGCUCAAGUUAUCAGAGAUGUGACUGACAGACUCAUUUACAUGGCGGGAGCGGAACAGCCAGAGAAGAGAAUCCAGGAAGACUUCCAGCGCAUACUUGCGGUCAGAGAAGAGAUGGACCGCAUAUUCUAUGAGGAAUUUCAGUCCAAUGUCGGUGAACCGCACUAA
Molecule: messenger RNA, 897 nt
Organism: Coniophora puteana RWD-64-598 SS2
Lineage: Eukaryota; Fungi; Basidiomycota; Agaricomycetes; Boletales; Coniophoraceae
Exons: 1
Coding region: 1-897 (298 amino acids)
Source: RefSeq, a predicted model, not a curated record